Molecule: messenger RNA, 1734 nt
Organism: Prunus dulcis (almond)
Lineage: Eukaryota; Viridiplantae; Streptophyta; Magnoliopsida; Rosales; Rosaceae
Product: aspartyl protease family protein At5g10770-like
Exons: 2
Coding region: 47-1552 (501 amino acids)
Biological process (GO): proteolysis
Molecular function (GO): aspartic-type endopeptidase activity
Source: RefSeq, a predicted model, not a curated record
UUACAGCAGCAACUCAAUAAUCUAGAGGCAAUCUUGUUAAUUAUUCAUGGCAACUCCCAUGAUUUCUAGCUCCUCCUUCCUUAGGUUUUUCAUGGCUUUCUUCUCUGUAUUUCUAUGCCUAAUUCUCUGCUCUUUCGAGAACGGAUUUGCUUUGGCAGCAAGAGAUACAAAACCCCACCUUCUGCCACAUACCACUCACACAGUUGAAGUAAACUCUCUUCUACCAGCAAUCACCUGCAGCCCCUCCACCAAAGGUCAUAACAAUAACAAGGCAUCGGUAUUGAAAGUGGUGCACAAACAUGGGCCAUGCUCCAAAUUCCACAAAUCAUCCAAAACUUCAACCACAACUAGUGAUGAAAAAUACCAUGCUCAAAUCCUCGAGCAAGACCAAGCCCGAGUCAACUCAAUCCACUCCCGCCUCAACCACAACAACAACAAAGACCCACUCACCCAAUCCGCCGCCACCACCCUCCCCGCCAAGUCUGGUAUCGUUAUCGGCUCUGGGAACUACAUUGUCACCGUCAGCCUCGGUACACCCGCCAAGCAACUCUCCCUCGUCUUCGACACUGGCAGCGACCUCACCUGGACCCAAUGCCAGCCAUGUUCUGCUACUCAGUCUUGUUACAAACAGACUGAGCCCAUCUUCGACCCUUCUCUCUCCGCCUCAUACAAAAACACCCCAUGUACUACCGCCGCGUGUACUCAGCUCCCAUCCUCCGGCCUCGAACAAAGCUGCUCCAACUCCACCUGCCUUUACAUCGCCGUUUACGGUGACAACUCCUUCUCUAAAGGGGUAUUUGGCAGCGAAAAGCUUACAUUGACCCCUACGGACGUUUUUGAAAGUUUCCUCUUCGGCUGCGGCCUAGACAACGGAGGCCUAUUCAGAGGAUCCGCCGGUUUGCUCGGUCUCGGCAGGAGCAGCAUCUCCUUCGUCGAGCAAACCGCCAAUAAAUACAACCGGUUCUUCUCCUACUGCCUCCCGUCGACUUCCAGCUCCACCGGUCACCUCACCUUUGGUGACGGAGGCUCUCCUAACGGCGUUAAGUUCACGAAGCUCAUCACGUCAUCCCAAAGCGAAAGCGCGUCGUCGCUUUACGGCCUCGGCCUCGCCGGCAUCAACGUCGGUGGGAGCCAGCUGUCGAUUGCGCCCUCGGUCUUUUCGUCUUCUGGAACGAUCAUCGACUCAGGGACGGUGAUCACGCGGUUGCCGGCGACGGCAUACGCCGUGUUGCGGGGCGCGUUUCGGGAGGCGAUGAAGAACUACACGCUGACUAAUGGCGAUUCGUUGCUGGACACGUGUUACGAUUUCAGCGGCUUGAACACGGUGUCAUAUCCGAAGAUAGCGUUUGUGUUUGGGGAUGGACUUACGGUGGACUUGGACGCGACCGGGAUAUUGUUUCAGAUAAGUCCUUCGCAGGUUUGCUUGGCGUUUGCCGGAAACAAGGAUGAUAGUGACGUCGGGAUUAUUGGGAAUGUUCAACAGAAGAGGUUGGAGGUUGUGUAUGACGUGGCCGGAGGAAAAGUCGGAUUUGCCCCUGCAGGUUGCGAUUGAGUAAUGACGUCGUCCAUGGGUAUAAGUGUAAUACAAACAGCUUGCUAGCUUAUAGAAAAAAGCAUUGGGUUACAUAUUUGUGUGUAAUGUAAUUGGACUGGAUUGAGAAAGUAGCCCAAUUCUUAAAUUUUAAUUUUGUCUGUUGUAAGUCGGUGUCUCCUGGUUUUCUUUUUGGGGUUCUU